AUGAACAAGAAGCUAAUCGGAGGAUUUUCCUCCAUGAAUAGGCAUUCCAUCCAUCGCGCGGCCGCCCGCACUCUGACCAGCUCGGUCUCCGCUGCCACUGUAGCACCCAAGUCGCAGACCAUCUCGUCCGCUCUGCGUGCCCUCAACGCCACCACAGUCUCUGCCAGAUACUUCUCCUUCGCCGCCCCCAAGGCCUUCUCCCGUUCCGUUGCGUCUCACUACGAACGUCAAGAGCGUGGGCGUGGGGCUUACAAAAAGCCGUUCGAAAAGAGAACUCCGCGCGUGGACCCCAGCGAGCACGUUGUCUUCGUCCAGAACUACUCGUUCGACGUCAAGCCCGACGAUUUGACCGAAGCGUUCUCCAAGUAUGGCGAGGUUGUUGGCGUGUCAAUGCCGCCCAAGAAGACUUACUGCUUCGUCUACUUCAAGGACCUUGAGUCGUCUGUCGCCGCCGUUGAGAACGUCAACGGCACCUUCUGGCACGGUCGCCGCAUCGUGGCCAAGCUACGCAGCGACCGUCCCGAACGCCCCGAAGCUGACGACCGCUCCCGGCCCGAGCGACGAGGCAAGGAGAGAACGCCACGCAACGCCCCGUACGCGGGCCCGCCGACCCAGACGCUUUAUGUCGGCAACAUCUCAUUCGAGGCUUCGGACGCGGACCUGAACAAUCUCUUUGCGACGCUCAAGGAUGUCAAGGACGUGCGUGUCGCCGUGGACCGCGCGACGGGCUGGCCGCGCGGUUUCGCCCAUGCCGACUUUGCCAGCGUCGAGGCUGCCCAGGCGGGCAAGGAGGCGCUCGCCGGUGUCCAGCUUGGCGGCCGCGAGCUCAAGAUCUCGUACGCGCCGGUCAAAGACCAGCAAUUCAUGAGCGAUGGUGGCAACAGCUCAGGCGACCGCUACAACUCGCAAACUCAGGUUGAGGAGCGCAUCGAGGCGGAGCAUGAGCAGGCCGAGGAGGCACAGAAGGACCAGAAGCCCGAGGCUGGCAAGCAGGACAUCAACUGGAACGCUUGA
Molecule: messenger RNA, 1014 nt
Organism: Colletotrichum higginsianum IMI 349063
Lineage: Eukaryota; Fungi; Ascomycota; Sordariomycetes; Glomerellales; Glomerellaceae
Product: RNA recognition domain-containing protein
Exons: 2
Coding region: 1-1014 (337 amino acids)
Molecular function (GO): RNA binding
Source: RefSeq, a predicted model, not a curated record